AUGACCUCUCCCGAAGUUGCUCCGUGGAAUGCUUGUCUAAACACUCCUUUACAAGAAGACGACACAGAAAUCUAUGAUUUGAUUCAAAAAGAGAAAUACAGACAAUUUUCCGGUCUAGAACUGAUUGCUUCAGAGAAUUUCACUUCACUUGCGGUGAUGGAAGCAAAUGGGUCACCUUUAACGAAUAAAUAUUCUGAAGGUCUCCCUGGAGCUCGUUAUUACGGUGGCAAUGAAUAUAUUGAUCAAAUUGAAAAUUUAUGUCGUAAAAGAGCAUUAAACGCCUUCCAUUUAAAUCCUGCUGAGUGGGGUGUAAAUGUUCAAUCUUAUUCGGGAAGUACCGCCAACUUUUCUGCUUUAACAGCUUUACUUCAACCCCACGAUCGUUUAAUGGGUUUGGAUUUACCAUCAGGUGGUCAUUUAACCCAUGGAUGGCAAACUUCAAAGAAGAAAAUAUCAAGUUCUUCAAUAUAUUUUGAAUCGAUGCCGUAUCAAGUUAAUUUGGAAACUGGAAUUAUUGACUAUGAUCAACUUGAAAAGACUGCAAGCAUUUAUCGCCCAAAAUUGAUAAUUUGUGGUGCCAGCGCAUAUCCACGUGAUUGGGAUUAUGUUAUGUUAAGAAAAAUUGCUGAUAAACAUGGCGCGUUUUUAUUAGCAGAUAUUGCACAUAUUAGUGGAUUGGUCGCGAGUAAAGAAGCAAAUAAUCCUUUUGAGUUAUGUGAUGUAGUGACAACUACUACUCAUAAGACACUUAGAGGUCCACGUGCAGGAUUAAUUUUUUUCAGAAAAAAGAAUGAUUUGGAAGAUCGAGUGAAUAAUGCCGUUUUUCCAUCUUGUCAAGGAGGUCCUCAUAAUAAUACAAUUGCUGCUAUUGCUGUUUGUUUGAAACAAGUGGCCACCCCCGAAUUUCAACAAUAUUCAAAACAAGUUAGACUUAAUGCUCAAGCUUUAAGUAAAGCUCUCAUUGAACGUGGUUAUCAAAUAGUGACUGGAGGAACAGAUAAUCAUUUAAUUCUUUGGGAUUUAAGAUCACUUAAAUUAACUGGUAGUAAAGUAGAGAAGAUUUGUGAUAUGGUCAACAUUACAGUUAAUAAAAAUUCCAUCCGUGGUGAUGUUAAUAUGGUUUCUCCAGGGGGUAUUCGUCUUGGAACUCCAGCAUUAACAUCAAGAAGUUUUAAGGAAGAAGAUUUUGUUAAAGUUGCCGAACUUUUACAUCGUGCAGUCCAAAUUGCACUCAAAGUACAGGAAAAAGCAGGUAGUAAAAUGAUGAAAGAUUUCAUGAUGGCAUGUCAAGAUAUGGAAGAAAUUUCUAUUUUAAACAAAGAAGUAGAAAAAUUUGCUACUAAAUUCCCUAUGCCAGGUUUUGAUACUAAUAAUCUUACCUCUGUUGAGACUGAAUGA
Messenger RNA from Diversispora eburnea, 1398 nucleotides. NCBI's taxonomy places the organism in Eukaryota, Fungi, Glomeromycota, Glomeromycetes, Diversisporales, Diversisporaceae. The record is from the annotation of a GenBank genome assembly.